GUACAUGAUAAAACUAUUCAGUUUAUUCCGACAUCUCGUGCGCAGUGGACGCGUUCAAAAUGACGAGCAAAGAAGAGGCCCCUUCUACUUUUUGGGACGAAUUAACGAGCCCGCUUAACUUAGUGUUAGUCGGUGUUAUUUUGUACCUUAUCUACAAGAUUUUAAAGUCUCAUUUCCAAUCAGAGGACGACACACCGGCCCCGCCACCGCAGCGUAUGAAAAAACUUCGUAAAGAUUUAACUACGGCUGAAUUAAAGAAAUAUGACGGAACGGGACCUGAUGGAAGAGUGCUUUUGGCUGUAAAUGGUGUGAUUUUUGACGUAACAAGAGGAAAAAGAUUUUAUGGGCCAGGUGGUCCAUACUCGGCGUUUGCUGGCAGGGAUGCUACACGUGGCCUAGCAACGGGCUCAGUGUCUGCAGAAGACAAAGAAUGGGAUGACGUCAGCGAUCUCAAUGCCGAUGAGAUUGCGUCGGCAACAGAAUGGGAAGGUCAAUUCAGGGAGAAAUAUGACAUCGUUGGUCGGCUGCUGAAGCCAGGAGAGACACCAAAUAAAUACAGUGAUGACGAAACAGAAGACAAGAAGGAUCAGUAGUCUUACUGAACUUAAGUCGUUGAGUAUUAUUCUUAGAGCAAUGUGUGACAUUGUAAAAUGUGUUUGUAAAAAAAAAAGUUAAAUUAUAAGUAAUAUUUUAACA
Messenger RNA from Papilio xuthus (Asian swallowtail), 696 nucleotides. NCBI's taxonomy places the organism in Eukaryota, Metazoa, Arthropoda, Insecta, Lepidoptera, Papilionidae. The record is from RefSeq and is a predicted model, not a curated record.